UUUAGCCAGUCGAAAUCGCGAUGUCAAAGAUAGCGUACGAUACACCAGCUCCGAAUGUUUACGUUAUUACGCUGAAAACGAUGUUUUUCGUUGCCGAGUUAUUUUUAUGAGUGAAAAUCUGGCCUCUUCUCACUGGAGAGCGGUCGUGCGGUUCGUUUUCGAAAUCGGGACCUACAUUUGAAUAGUUUUCUUAUAAAGGGAAAAUACAGUGGUUUGUUGACAUUAUCUGAAAGUAACUGCCGUUGAGUGCUUGUGGUUUUGUGCUGUGAUUCUGUUUGGAUUUCUACGAGGGAAACUUUAAGAAUUAAGGUGUUACUCGACGCAUGGCGCGUGCGCUGGGGCAAGAUGUCGGGCAUGACUGGCGCGAGUAUGCUGCGCACGCGACGCAAAGAUGUCAACCUCAAACCCAACCGCAAGUUGGACCGCAAGUCGUCGCGUGGCAUGCUCUUCGAGAACGAGGAGCUGCGUCUGCGCACCAUCAACAUUAACGCGGAAGUCGAGAGAGGGCAGUCAGACAUAAAGAAGCUGAAGCGAGAGAAUGACCAGCUAAAGCGAGAAAUCUCCGCGCUCCGCUACGAGUAUGACCGUCUUGACCGCCUGCUGCGCGACCGGAAAUCUUCGCCUGACAACUCUGACGACAGCGCGUCUGUAUGCAGUGCGUGUCCCGAAUGCGCCAGUGUCGGAUCCGGGAGGGUGUUCCAUGACCUUGAAGCAGUUCCGGAGGAGGGCGAGGAGGGGAAUAAGAAAAAGCAAAGUCUUGGAAAACCAUGGAUUCCACCCACUCCUAAGCAAACACGUCGCGGGGCUAAGCAAGCCUCAACGCAGACCUUUAGCGGCGUUGAGUCCCCAUGCACAUGCGACGAUUGCCAGCGGCCCGAAGACAUUCCCAUCACCAAACAACCGACCAGUACUCAGAUGACACCCAUGAUGCCCACCACAGCUCCCAACACACAAACUCAAGCCCCAGAGCGGCCCGUCGAUGUCCUCAUACACGACAACCAGGAACCGCAGUACUUCCACAGUGUUACCUCUCCCCCCUACCACGUAACCACACCUCCCCCUCCAGGCUUCGUCCUCGCCCCAUACCAACCCCCUCGAUUCCACACAGGAGGAAACGUUGAAGACUUACUAGGAGAUGUCCAAAACACACCUACGAUACAAACUACCUUUAUCCAGCAGAAUUCCGUCUUCAUGUGCGAAAAAAAGGUUUUACAAAAAUGCUGCUGCCAGAAACGAGAACCGGCACCAACGACGUCGCAAGACGAAAAACAAAAGUCCUAUGUGACGGAAAAGAAUAUAGAACUAACGUAUGAUUAUCCGAGAAACACUCCAGUUAAUGCAGCUAAUGUAGCUCCUAGUCCUAAGUCUGGAGAUGAGCAUACAACAACUACAACAGAAGUGGCAAGCACAGUUGUUUUCGUCGAAAGAAGGAUACCAGUGAAGCCAAAAAAGUUCGAUUUCUUCUUCAGAUCUCGAUCAGCCCCAGUUGGAGACCACGAAGAACCUAUAUACGCUACUGUUAAUAAAUUACCAAAGAGAUUAAGACGAAUGGAAUUAGCCAAUUUAGAGAAAGAAGUAGCUUACAAAUCUGCCGAACCAGAUUCUUCAACGCGUACAGAGCUGACGUUAAAAACCGACUCAGAAUCUCAAGUACCUCAUCCAGAUGACGAUACCAGUAGAUCUGAAAGAGAAAAGUCCACAGUCCCGCAAAGACCAGAUUCUCCUAAAGCGAAGAAGCGGAAAAGAUUCUCGCUGACUUUUAAAAAGAGGGAGAGAAAAAGAAAAGAGAAGAAGGAUAAGAAGAAAGAGACGAAGAAUGGUGUGGCGAAGGUGCCGGUGAUAGAGAGUGAUAAUGAGCGGUUGAUAGAUAAGGAACAGGAGAAGCCUAAGCUUUGCACGCGGCAUCGGCCGAGGAACACGUUGUCAUCGUCAAGCUCUGGCCCGCGGUACAAGCGGGAUAGCUAUCAGGAGAUGACGACAUCCCACUCUGAGCACGAGCGAACCAACAGUGUCUGCUCCUCAGUCAACUCUCUGGCGUCAGCGUGUACACACAAAUCCAGGAAACUCUCCGCCCCACCCAUCGCUGACGGUUCCAUACCGUGGUGCGGAUGCUGGGGCGCAGGAUGUGUGUGAUAGGCUCUUAACAUUGACAUAGUUAUUGACCCUGGUCCUAGGACAAUUGAAGGCAGACUAAACUCACUUGCAUCAGAAACUCUCCACUCCACCCAUCGCUGACGGUUCCAUACCGUGGUGUGGAUGCUGGGGCGCUGGCUGUGUGUGAGAGAGCCCAUGGACCUAGAGUAACCCUCCCAUCGCACUUACAAGUCCAGAGAACUUCACUUAGAUUAGGAGCGAACCAACAGUGUCUGCUCCUCAGUCAACUCUCUGGCGUCAGCGUGUACACACAAAUCCAGGAAGCUCUCCGCUCCACCCAUCGCUGACGGCUCCAUACCCUGGUGCGGCUGCUGGGGCGCAGGAUGUGUGUGACGGGCUCCUAAAAUUGGCAUAGAUAUAGACACAGGUUUAACGACAGUUGAAGAUAUAGACUAAACUCCCUGGCAUCGGAAACUUUCCACUCCGCCUAUAGCUGACGACUCCAUACCCUGGUGUGGCUGCUGAGACGCUGGUUGUGUGUGAUAGAGCCUUUGGACUUAGAAUAACCCUCCCUUUAAACUUACAAACUAGUCCAGAACACUUUAGCAAACAGCAAAUUCAGAAGAUA
Messenger RNA from Leguminivora glycinivorella, 2722 nucleotides. RefSeq lists its product as uncharacterized. Lineage: Eukaryota; Metazoa; Arthropoda; Insecta; Lepidoptera; Tortricidae. The record is from RefSeq and is a predicted model, not a curated record. Bases 346 to 2133 code for a protein of 595 amino acids. The transcript is spliced from 8 exons.